This is a messenger RNA of Drosophila nasuta, 1696 nucleotides long. RefSeq lists its product as uncharacterized. The coding region runs from base 122 to 1420 and encodes 432 amino acids. The record is from RefSeq and is a predicted model, not a curated record. NCBI's taxonomy places the organism in Eukaryota, Metazoa, Arthropoda, Insecta, Diptera, Drosophilidae. The transcript is spliced from 2 exons.
UAAUUGAAUAAACAGAUACAAAUAAAAAAGCAACCAAAUCUAACGUUUAAUGUACAACAAACAUAUUUGAAUUGAACUCGUUUUUACCAAUUCGGCUGACGAUUUAUUUAUUGCAUGCUAAAUGGCCAAAGUGUAUUUGUUUCGCCAACUGACCGAGCUCAAUCAGCAGCAAUCGCAGCUGCGCGAAGAGGCCAUCUCGAGUGUUUUGGACGAUGUCUUCAAGGGCAGCACUAGCAGCGUAUUUAACUACUGUGAUUGGCCUGAUUUUAAUACUAAGGAUAAUCAAUGUGAUGCGCAGGAUUUGCUGGGACGUCUACUCAAUGCACUCUUCAGUCGCGUUUAUGCCUUGGAAGCAAGAAGAGAGCUGAACAUUGGCAUCAAGCAUGCGCUGAUCGAUGGCGAGUGUAAACGUCUGAAUGUUGAAAGCAGCAAAUCAACCUCUGAACACUUUGUGGCAUCGGCAGCUGCUGCUUAUUUGUAUAUGCGCAGAGUGGUGAAUCAAUUGAGCUGCAAUUCCUGUUUACUCUUCACCAUCUGCGUGCGACAAACGAAGCUGGAACAAACGUUAAACCUUAAUGGAAAAUUGCAACUAUUGCAUCUGCAGAAAAGUAAUCUUGUAGAGCUUGCCACUCCAAUUGGUUCGCUAAUGAAGCACAUUGUUGCCUUGGCGCAAAGUGAAAAGACGCAUUUGCGUUAUUACAACAUAAAAUUAGAAGCGCUGCUCAAGGAGCUGCUGGGUCAAGGCAAGUACUGCGUAAUUAUCAACUACACAAUACUGCCAGAAAAACCACAAAAGUCUUUAGCCAAACUUCCACUUUCCAACAAAUUGUGGCAUGCACUUUACAAGCGACAGUUUCGACUGUAUAAAAUUUUAACUGAACAACUCAAAGGUCUGGAGUUCUGGAGCUGCGAUGGGCAACAGUUGCAGCUGCAUGAACUGCAGACGAGCAGCGACCUUAAAUUCGAGGUGAGAAAAUGCCAAAUUAAACAAGAGGAGUGUGAACAACACGCUGAGCAGCAGCCGGCGGCAUUUGCAGAAAUGCAGCAGAUCAAAUUGGCCGCCAAAGACAACAUCGACAGCAUGCUGGAGUUGCAGGACAUGAUGGCCAAGCUAGCCAGCAACAUGGAGCAGCACAUGCAACAGCUGGAGCAGAAGAACAAAACUAUAAGUAGACUGCAUGAGCUGCUGGCCAAAGCCAAUGACACGGUGCAAGAACAGCGUGAGCUCUUCCAGCGUAAUCUCGCUUUUUAUGCGGAAAUGUUUAAACGGUUGUGGCAGCAACAGAGCCACACGCUGCGGCUGCAGGAACAGCAGCGGGAUGAGCAGUUGUCCCAGAUGUUUGACACGAUAUGCAAUGAGUUGCAUAGCUCGCUUCUGCCGGAGACAACGCUGCAGCUGGAUGAGAGAUGCGAGCGUUAGGCAAUUAAGCACUUAAAGGGCAAACAGGCAGUGCUAUCUCUCUCUCUGUCUCUGUCUCUUUCCCUCCCUCUCUCUCUCUCUUUCGCGUCACGAUGUCUCAUGUACACAUUUGCCGUCUGCAACUUUGCCAUUUGCAAGCUGACAGCGCGAAAGAUUACAGCGCGUUGCACACACGGCAAGUUCGUUGCCUAAGUCUUUCGUUUUGCUGACAGCAUUUCAAGGUAAAAUGAUGUAAAUUUUAUAUAGUAUGAUAAAGUUUGCACUUAUGUUACAAAA